AUGCACACUCGCUCUUCAUUGCUGUUGCCACUGGCAUGGUCAGCGUCGUUCCUAUCGGGAGUCAAUGCUGACUGUGAAUCCUUUGGUAUCGACUUUGUCAACAAUGGAAAUUACUUCAUCAACUCGGCCUCGAACCAAUCUUUUACCUCGGUCACAGAGUUUACAGGUUGCGCCAGCGACGUCGCCGCCGUUGAGUUAGUCAACUGGGACUCAGGGGCCGAAUAUCUUUGCUCAGAUAUCCCUCUGUUGCCAGAUGGAACUCCGGAAACAUCCACAUGUGACAUCGAAAAGGACCAAAUGGUGUCGGGCACCUGGGGAUUGAUUCUCAUCUCCAACAAUGGCGUUGACCCGGACUCCCCACCGUUUGCAAACCAAAGAACUUUCUCGUUGAAUGUUGGCACACAGGCGACUUCCACUGUUACACCAACCAUGACCUUCAACAUGACCACGACGCCGACCAUUACAUCACAAACCACAUCUUGGGUCGUCAACACUACGACGGUCAACAACUCUGUGACCGUGACACAGCCUGCAGCCACACGCUGGGUAACAAUAACACCUGAUCCCACCGUAGUAACCAAAACCUUCAACCUCGUCCGCACCCUAAAGACCUGGUCCCGCACAGCAGUAGUCUACACCAGCACCGCAACAGCCAGUUGCACAGUUCCCNCACGCCCUCAACAGCCCGAUCCACCAUGCCGCAGAUGGCCCCGUCUGCUCAAAGUGCCUCCAGGUGUCAGGAUUGCCAGAGAUGUUCCUGAGGAUUAUGCCAGUAUCAAGAAGCGAUUGGCAGAUAUUAGGGCUAGAAGGGCUGCGGAGAUUGAUGCGAGGGAUUUGGCAAAGAGGACUGCUGAUGCGCCUACGAUUACUGUUACUGGCAGUGUUACUGCAAAUUGGACCAAUACCUUCACCGCCGCACCCACAACAGUGAUUAAUAUCGUCUUGAGCAGCUCGACUGUCACCACCACACUUCCACCAGCCACCAUCAAGACUGGCUACGCAAGUGCCUUCCUCACCCUCCCUCCCGUCACAAAGACUAGCUUUACAGUCAACACAGCCUACACAUGGCAAACCAAGACCAUGACGGCCACAUUCGUUAAGACGACCACUGUAACGCCAACCGGUGUCAUGACUGCGUGCAAGAGCAGAGGAGGUCACUUUGGAAAUGGAUGGUAA
Aureobasidium uvarum is the source of this 1176-nucleotide messenger RNA. The record is from the annotation of a GenBank genome assembly. NCBI's taxonomy places the organism in Eukaryota, Fungi, Ascomycota, Dothideomycetes, Dothideales, Saccotheciaceae.